AAAGACAGGGCCGAGUUUGGAUUUCCGCUUUGUGCUUGAACGCACCGCGUCGCGAGCAGGAAGCGUUGAGACUCGCGGGUUAAUCUCCCCUCGCGCUUCACAGGUAUUCGUACUAAUUACCUCCCCUAACACCCCGUGUACGUCUAGGGUACCAUACCCGAACCCGACGUCGCUGGGGAAUCGAUCCGCUGUCGGUCACGUUCAGAUCGGGGGUGUCGAACACAACACUCCCGGCGGGUAUCGAUCCCGGGAGUCGAGUCAAGUGUAGUGUGCCAACAAUUAACAACACCUCAUCCUCGGCUGUCAGUCACGGUGAUCCGCGGAGAGACCCGGGUCCGAUGCUCGACGACGUGAGACCCGGGGACGUUACCGGACAGGAGGGUACAUGUUAUCGGUCGACUGACCGGAGACCUACCGGUGUUCAAGACAGAGGAACGGCGGUACAUUAACAGCCACAGAAUGCCAGCCGGAGUGUGUGGGUGCUGCGGGCCCCUGAGGCCCCGCUACAAGCGCCUGGUAGACAACAUCUUCCCAGAAGACCCCAAAGACGGGUUGAGUAAGUCGGACAUGGAGAAGCUGACCUUCUACGCCGUUUCGGCGCCGGAGAAGCUGGACCGCAUCGGGGCCUACCUGGCAGAGAGGCUGAGCCGGGACGUGGUCCGGCACCGCUACGGGAACGUGGUGAUCGCCAUGGAGGCCCUGGACCAGCUGCUGAUGGCUUGCCACUCCCAGAGCAUCAAGCCCUUCGUGGAGAGCUUCCUCCACAUGGUGGCAAAGCUGCUGGAGUCCCGGGAGCCAGACCUGCAGGUCCUAGGCACCAACUCAUUUGUGAAGUUCGCCAACAUCGAGGAGGACACGCCCUCGUACCACCGGCGGUACGACUUCUUCGUGUCCCAGUUCAGCGCCAUGUGCCACUCCAUGCACGAGGAGCCCGAGACACGCUCCAGGAUCCGGGUGGCGGGUAUCAGAGGCCUGCAGGGCGUGGUGAGGAAGACGGUGAACGACGAGCUGCAGGCCAUCAUCUGGGAGCCGCAGCACAUGGACAAGCUGAUCCCCUCCAUGCUGUUCAACAUGCAGGACGCCCAGGACCUCGACAGGGUGGGGCACCCCGCCAGCCCCUCUGUGGGGGGCCAGGAGCCCGACCCGGACCACCAGGAGGACCCAGUGGUCCUGGCUGAGAGCUGCUUCAGAGAGCUGCUGGGUCGCGCCGCCUACGGGAACAUGAACAACGCAGUCAGACCGGUCCUGGUUCACCUUGACAACCAUCACCUGUGGGACCCGAACGAGUUUGCCGUUUCCUGUUUCAGAAUCAUCAUGUACUCCAUCCAGGCGCAGCACUCCCACCAUGUGAUCCAGCAGGUGCUGAACCACCUGGACACCCACGGCCGCAACACGCCCCGGGUCCGGGCCGGGAUCGUCCAAGUGCUGCUGGAAACCGUUGCCAUCGCCGCCAAGGGCUCUGUUGGUUUGACUCAAGAGUUCAAAAGACCAAACCCCUUCGAACCGGAAUACCAGACUCCAACCAACCUCUGGCUGGGCCCCACAGUGUUGGAGGUCUUCAACACGCUGCUGAAGCACCUGAGGAUCAGCGUGGACCUGGAGCUGGGGGAGGGGCCUCGCCGGGCGUCGGCCGCCAGCGUGUCGUCAGGGCGAUUCAAGGAGAGCGAGGAGCGCAUCGUCCAGAACGCCAUCAUUCAGACCAUCGGGUUCUUCGGCGGUAACCUUCCUGACUACCAGCGUGCGGAGGUGAUGAUGUUCAUCAUGGGGAAGAUCCCGGUGUACGGGACACCCUGCCACUCCAUGGACACGGUCAGGAUAGGACACCAGGGCACCAAGAGGAUCCAGACCAUGCUGCUGAGCUCCCUCAUCAUGGUGACCUCCGGGUUCAAGUCUAAGACCAUGGUGGCGGCCCUGCCCCCCCCUUUCCUUGAGCCGCUCUUCUCCAUCUCCCUGAUGGAGGACAGCGAGCUGCGCCAGCUGGUCCUGGAGAUCCUGCACAACAUCAUCGAUCGCCACGACAACCGCGCCAAGCUGCGCGGCAUCAGAAUCAUCCCAAACGUGGCCGCUCUGAAGUUCAAGAGAGAAAAGAUCUCGAAGCAAGACGUCGCCUUCAUGAAAAAGCAUGGCCAGCAGCUGUACCGCCACAUCUACCUGGGCUCCAAGGAGGAGGACAACGUCCACAAGAACUACGAGCUGCUGUUCACCACGCUGGCCGUGCUCACCAUCGAGCUGACCAACGAGGAGGUGGUCAUCGACCUCAUCCGGCUUGCCAUCGCUCUGCAGGACAUGGCGCUGGCCAAUGAGGAGAGCAUGCCCAUGGUGAUUCGCUGUGGCAUCAUGGCUCUGGUGGCGGCCUACCUCAACUUCCUGAGCCAGAUGAUCGCCAACCCGUCCUUCUGCCAGCACGUUAACAAGGUGGUGGAGCUGAGGAGCCUGGACGCCCCGCAUCUCCUGCCCGAACACAUCUUCAAAGACAAGUGUCCCCUCCCGGACUCUCUGGACAAGGAGGACCGGAGCCUGUACUUCCAGACGCUGGAGAUUGCAGAGUGUCUUGCGGGACUAGGGUACAGCGUGGACCGGCUCUCCAUCUCCUACGUCCCCCAGGUCACAGUCCUGUACACGGUAGGCAAGAUUCUUCACAAGUGCAAACAGUCAUCAAGAGACCGCCUGACCAGGAGGAAGAGCGUUGUGGACACCAUCUCCCUCCAGGUGGACAUCCUGCCCAACAACCUCCCUGAUCAGUCCCAGCUGGCCGAGGAGAUCACCUUCGAGACCUUGAAGAAGGCCAUAGACACCACAGGCCUGGAGGAGCAGGAGCGGGAGAAGAGGCGUCAGGUGAUCGAGAAGUUCCAGAAGGCUCCGUUUGAGGAGAUCGCUGCUCACUGCGAGUCCAAGGCCAACAUGCUGCACGACAGACUGGCCCAGAUCUUUGAACUGACCAUUCGGCCCCCCCCCAGCCCGUCCGGCGUGGUGUCCGUCUCGGCCGGCCACCCCCAGCACCAGUCGGUCCCGGUCUACGAGAUGAAGUUCCCCGACCUGUGCGUCUACUGACCGGGGGACUCCGUCGGGACCAUCUGGAGCCCUCUAGAACCUUCUAGAAGGACCCCCAGCCAGACUGAACAUUCAAGAACCUUUAGAGGCGGGAACGGCGGGGAAGGGCGUUAAAAAGGUCUUCAUUAAUCGGAUCUAAUUGAAUGCAUUGUUCAGCACCAUGACCCCCCCCCCCCCCCCCCCCCCCCCUUUAAGACCAUCUCAUCGCCGCAGGUACAAAAACAAAAACCCAAAUCGGUCCUAUUUUCAAUGUCAGUUGGGUGUCGUUGAGGGGUUGGUUUCUUAAAUCGUAAUCUUUUGAAUCUUAUUGAAACCUCUUAAAACGACUAAAAGGCCGUGGAAUGAUGAGGCCUUCAUCAGCACUGCUCCACACCGUAACCUCACGUCACUCACACACAGACACGGCGCACAGUGGUGAAUUGAACCGGCCGAUUCUCAGAGACGGUUGUUGGUGUGUGUCCACGUCUUGUACAAGGUAUAAAUAGGAUCAGUUCAUGCCGUAGUCUUAACCUUCUGCUGAUGUAUGCUAGCUAGCUCCCCUUGGGUCUAGAUACCCCUUUGAGCUGCAGUUCCUCCGUCAGCCUCAAGCAGUCUCAAGUUUCCCUUAAAUUAAACGGAUUAGCAUCGCUCUCCAGCGGUCCCUCUCUGUCUCCCUGCCCCGAUUGGUUUGAUGGAGUUAAAACGACAACGGGAGAUCGGUAGAUUCCGUGUAAGAAUGUCUUGAACAAAAUGUUAUGGCGUUCCCCCUGAGACGGAGAACCAACGGAUCAAUAUCUCUGUCAGGAGAACCGACAGGUUAGUGUCUCCAGUAUGCUCUCAGCCCUAAGAACCCAACGCCUCCUCAGGCUCUGAGUGUCAAGCCCCCCCCAGCGUCUAGCAACCAUGCUAUCAGACUAAUGCAACUACAGUGUACUGAAUGGAGUGCCGCUAGGCUACGUUAUGGCUAGCUUGUCUAUUGCCAUCAGCUAUGCCACGGCUAAUGAUGUAGCCACCUACAAUGCUAAGACUAGCGUCGGUUGUACAAGAAAAGCCGCCAGCGAGAGAACAGAUGCAGCGAACUGGUACUUGUGAUGCAUUGUGGGUAUUAAAGUUUAUAAUAAUAUAAUGGGGGUUUUGUGAGAGAACAAUAAGGUUUUAUAUUCAUGUGUCCUAUAUUAACGCCGUUUGGCAAGGCCUGCACUUUGGGAGAAUACAGCCACUAUGUUCAAGAGGAGUUAUAGCAAUGUUUCAUGAGAGGCGUGUGUAGAGUAUUAAUAGUAUUGUAUAUUACUCAUAGGAAUACUGCUUCUGAUUAAGCAAUAGUGCACUAGAUAUUUCAACUUACUUUUAAAUAUCUCUGGCUGGCAUUUCUCCCAGCCAAUCGCGUUCCACUUGCCUCCUCAGUCGUCGUGGAACCAGAUACUACUAUCAGUCGUGCCCGUAUGGUCCCAGCGUACAUUCCCCUCCACGCCUCCCCGACGCAGUGCACAUUGAUCUGUCAUCGUGCUCGCCGAGUCUGAAGGCAUGGCGGGGCUACGUGCUCCCACUGCAGAGCUCCCACUCUCAUGACUAGAUUCCCAGUCCCCUGUGUAGCCGUGGUGACGCCUUCAUGCAUAUUACCUGUUGUGUGUGUGUGUGUGUCCCAUCCUGACACCAAAACACGUCCAUUGCCAAAGACGGAGCCAGCUUCAGUUGGGUUCUCUCACUCAAGUGUGGCGCGCCGGAGUAACACGCACACGUACACACGUACACACACACAUGUACACACACACGUGUACACACACACACACACACACACACACACACGUACACACACACACACACACACACACCAGCAGGAAGUACCUUUAUAAUCCCUCAUGCUGAGCGCUAUCUGUGCGUGAAGCUGUGCCUGUGGAAUAGGAGCAGCCUUCUGGUCUUUCUCGACUAUCAAGGCAACGCUGUGUGUGAGUGGGUUACCCAUGAUCCUCUAGUCGUCUCUUCUCGUGGCUCUAGCGAUUGUUAGUGAUCUCAGCAGCUGAUCCAGUUCAAAGCGUGUGUUCAGUAGUUUGAACCUGAGGCCGGUUUAACCCGGUUUAAGUCUGGUCUCGCAGGUAGAUGCGGGGGGGGGGGGGGGGGGUUAUGUAGAUAAAGAAGAUGACAGGAAACAGAAUGUGGAAAUGUUUGGGCACAUCCAGGUAGACAAGAGAAGGCGAAAGGUUUCUUUUGGUGUCUGGUUAACAAAAAUAGCAUUUUGGGCGAGGUUUGCUUUGGUCGACUUGAUGAGAUGAGGGUUUCUAUUGGCCGUUUAGUCACCAGGAAGGUAUGGAAAGUUUAUAUUGGCUCUAUGUGUAAGUUUGUUGUGUGUGUGGAUAUGUCAUGAGACUCAGUGUUUAACAGGAUGAGAAGGCAGAGGGGGAGACCGAACUGUUUUUCAGAUUGAUGUCUGCUGUGUUUUAUUCUUACUGUGAUAAGAUGAUGUAAGGUCGUGUUCUAGAAAUCCAUGAGUUAUGUGAUGCGAGGAGUCCACUAGCCAGACCUACCCCUAGGGGGCGCUGUAGUGUUUUCACAGGUUCUAUCCACUAUGGAUUUUAAUAAUCAAACUAGUUACCAUAUUUACAGUUAGUGAUGGUGCAUCCUUUAAAUGUGUUUUUGUGCUUUUACCUUGGCUGAGGGUUCAAAUGUUGUUUGCCACACCGUUCUAAAAGAGUUAGAUGUUCUAUUUUUCUAUAGUCCGUGUUCAUCGUCGACUUGCCUGCUAGACAUCGGCAAGCUGGUCUUUUCCAGAGUGUAGAACAAAACACAGGUACGCUUUUACUUUGAAAUUCAUCAGCAGUGCUGGCAUCCUUGUGGAACAUCAGCCGAGAUCAGUCAAAAUACUUGGAGUCUUUUAAUAUGAAAAGUGUUGUGUGUUGACCGCUCAAUCCUCUGUUGGGUUGUUCAUCGUGUGAGCAUGUGUCGUAGUUCCUCAAGUACGAGCUGUGAUUGACAAACACUGCAUUAGUUCUUAUCGGUUCAUGUAGCUGUGAAACACACAGGUCUUAAAGGCACACGACAGCCUGGAAUCUCCUCAAACAUGGACUUCAAAACACCUCCCUAUAGCUCUCCAAGCGACUCGGAUCAGCGCAGCUUGUCGAGUCCGACUCUCAGAGUUUGAUUGGUCGGCCACUAGCCCCGCUUGGCUCGGAUUGGCCCACGAAGCUUCGUUAAACGGGACCGAUUCACCUCUCAAAGGGCCCGGUGGUUCUCUGUGGAAAGCCCGGUCUGCUGUCUGGAACUCCAGGCUGUGAUGAAUAGAUUUAGAUCUGACAGAAAAACACACGCUCUUAUUUUGAUUUCACGGCGGGUGCUAAGAUACUCAGCCCUCGGCGACAAGAGCACAACGCUGAAUACUAACGAGUGUUUUCAGUUCACACCUCGUGGUCCGUCUGCUCAGUGGAGACUACUGAGAUACACAUGAACCAGCAAUUGAUUUUCUCUUGCCAAAGCACAGGCUAACCCACAGGCUAGCUAAAGGCUAGCUAACGUUAGCAAGCGGGUCAUAGGUUGAAUUAUAUUACCACUCAGCUGUGCUAGAUGUAGAUUAUAGAUUCAUAGCAAAAAAAAUACAGCUAUAAAUACUAACUAAUAAAGGUGAAUAAAUAUGGGAAAUUGUGAAUGAUUUAGUGCACUUUGACCGUUGUGUUUCCGGUGAUCUGAGGACUUUGAUGAGUUCCCUUUGCUACGUUGUGUCAUUUUACGGACAGUGUUACGUACAGCAGCAAUAUUGUGAUCUCUCGUUCAAUACCACCGUACUAUAUAUAUAUAUAUAUAUGCACUAUUUAGAACCAUACUGCUCCAACGUGGUGAUCCAUUAGGCAUCCAGUCUUAGCGCGUAUCAUAUGGAGGUUCUUGAGAGAUUACUUGACGGUGAAUUAGCACAGACACGACUCACUGCCUCAAUAAUGGUUCUGGUUCUGUAUGGACAACUUAGUAGUGCUAGUUGAGAACUAGUCAAGAGGAACUCGAGCUCUGACCUGGAGCGGGGAGAAGGUACUUUAGGUUGUUUAGGGAACUAGACUUCUGCUCUUCAUUCUUCUUGUUCGUGGUAGGUCCGUUUUGUAGAACAAUUCAUUGUAUGCGUUUUCAUUGUAUUCAGCAAUCAGAAUAGUGAUGAGUCUCAAUCGGUUUCAAGGUGUGUGUUUCAGACCCCCGUUGGGAGGAUCUGAACUCUUUCUGUUUGAUGCAAGAUAUAUUUUUUAAAAGCUAGUUCAUUCGUUCGCUCACGCCUCAAUGAUGCAAUUCUUGGACUGUGCGCUUUUCAAUUUGCCAAUUCAAAGCAGUCCACUGGGAGUGGCCCAGUACGACCCCCAGUGCUGUACUGGUGGGUGGGUACCAGCGGUGUGUAGAUCGAUUGUAAACGGUGCGAUAGGUUGGGGGGGCGCCACGGUUUGUUAUUUUGUCGCACGCUUGGACAAAGUAUAUGACGUGUUUAGAGGACGAUCGAUGGUGAUUUCAACGCUCUGUUCCGCUGUGAAUUCUGCAUCAACAAGAAUGUAUCUGAAAUCAAAUAAAGUCAAAUCUUUCUAUCAAACCA
This is a messenger RNA of Gadus macrocephalus (Pacific cod), 7585 nucleotides long. RefSeq names its product EFR3 homolog A (S. cerevisiae) (gene efr3a). Gene Ontology annotation, biological process: protein localization to plasma membrane. Gene Ontology annotation, cellular component: plasma membrane. Lineage: Eukaryota; Metazoa; Chordata; Actinopteri; Gadiformes; Gadidae. The coding region runs from base 460 to 3051 and encodes 863 amino acids. The transcript has 25 exons. The record is from RefSeq and is a predicted model, not a curated record.